Molecule: messenger RNA, 2988 nt
Organism: Mugil cephalus (flathead mullet)
Lineage: Eukaryota; Metazoa; Chordata; Actinopteri; Mugiliformes; Mugilidae
Product: peroxisomal succinyl-coenzyme A thioesterase-like
Exons: 11
Coding region: 126-1439 (437 amino acids)
Biological process (GO): acyl-CoA metabolic process; fatty acid metabolic process
Molecular function (GO): fatty acyl-CoA hydrolase activity
Source: RefSeq, a predicted model, not a curated record
GCGCGGAAGGCAGAUUUAAAACGAUUCUGUGGCGACUGUGACAGUUCAACAGGCACACGCUCUGCAGAACGGAUCAAGCACAACAACUCGAGGACAGCGAUCUGAGGUCUGCUCGCUCAUUCAGGAUGGACAGGAAGCAGUGCUAUGUGAAGCUGUCAGUUCAACCAACUAGAGGACUCAUGGAUGAGAAGUUUAUCAUCCUGGUCCAGAAUGCAUUUCCUGGUUCUGAGGUGACUGUUCACGCCCUCCACAAGUGUGAAGAUGGACACAGCUGGGAGGCGUUUGCUCACUACAAUGCUGAUACCGCUGGGACUGUGAACGUUUCACAGGAUUGCAGUUUGGGUGGAACGUAUUCUGGGGUCGAACCAAUGGGUCUUCUGUGGAGCCUUAAACCAGUCCCAGGCAGCAAACCUGGGCUCAGGAUGAGGAAGAAGAACAUCGAGAUUCCCAUGGAGGUUUUAAUUUCUGUGUACCGGGGUCACCUAACUAAAGGAUUUUUGGAUCAGGCACCACUGGCCGGUGUGUUGGUGGAGCGCUGGUACAUGGCGCCUGGUGUCCGUAGGAUCCCGAUCACCGACGAUGGACUCACUGCAACCCUCUUCCUGCCCUCAGGACCUGGACCUUUCCCUGGCCUCUUGGACCUGUGGGGGGGUGGAGGGCAGUUGGUGGAGUACCGCGCAGCACUGCUUGCCUCCAAUGGUAUAGCUGCUCUGGCCCUUGACUACCUGACAUGUAGCUACACCAUGGAGACCAGAAAGCUGGUAGAUAACCAGUACUUUGAGAAGGCGUACAAAGUCCUGCAGCAGCAUCCCCAGAUCAUUGGGAGUAGGAUCGGCAUGAUGGGCCUUUCCCUUGGCACAAGUAUGACCCUCAAAAUGGCUGUGUACUCUCAGGUUAUGAAGCUCAGUUGUGUGGUGUGUAUUAGUGGGAGUCAUGUGCAGCCCGUUGAUGGAUCUCUUGAAGACAUGCUGAAACUCUUUACACUUAACAGUCAUAAAACUCGCACUAAUGAAGAAAACCAAAUGAUAUGGCGAGAUCUGCUGCUGCCCAUCCCCACUGACCCGUCUCUUAAAGUGGACUUGGGACGGAUCCAGUGUCCUCUGUUGGUGGUUGUAGGUGAGGAUGAUCAGAACUGGCCUGCCGGCGACUCUGCAGCCGAUAUGAAGGAGAUGAUGGAGCAAGCGGGGAACAGCCACCUGCUGACUCUCCUGUCAUACCCAGAUGCAGGUCACCUGAUAGAACCUCCAUACACACCACAUGCACGAGCCAGUGUCUUCAGAGCAGUACAAACCCGUGAAAAGGUAACGUCUCUGUGGGGUGGACAAACACUGGCACAUGCUCGUGCUCAGGAGGACGCUUGGAGGAAGACACUGGUCUUUCUGAAGGAGAAUCUGUAUGGUAGCACAAACUCCAGUGCAACCACAUUUACCAACCUGUGAUCAAGAUGACAACAAAUGGUUGUAAAACUACAAAAAGUAGUUGAAAUGCCACAAUCAUUUCACCAAAGAUGUAGUCAGGGGAUCCACAUUGGAAAUGCUUCUAAUGCAGUAACUGUUCAGGUGAUAAUUCUCAAUAAUUCUCCAGUCAUUACUACGUGCCUCUCUUUGUAGAGAAUCAUUAUUGUUAUAAUGGGGAAAGUGAUUCAGCUUUUAUAAACUUAGAAAAUGUAAUUUCAUGGGCAGCUCUCCAUGGCAACAGACCACUUUAACAGGUACUAUAAUAGAGACCUAUCUGCCAUUAAAUGUCAUUUAAUAUAUAUUUUUUAUUCUGUUUAAUAGCAAUGGGGACAUUAUAUAAAUGGGAACACAAUGAAUAACAGUUCAGAAACCAGCAGAUCUGCACACCUUCCUCUAUGGGGUGCAACUACAUUUUCAAUGUUAAGACACCUUAUGUUGAAAGGUUCAAGAAGUGCCUUCCGGUGAAUGGAACGGAAUUGACCAACCAGCAGUUUUCCUCACCGUAUUUGUAAAGCUGGCAACACUCACUUUAUUUAAAUACCAUCUUUGAGAUUUAAUCACAAUGAAUCUGAAGUGCCUCAAUGUCUACGCCUACAUAUUCUAAUCAGGACAAACCUGAUGUGUCUUUUUUGUCAGAUCGACCACAUCAGGAGUGAGUUGUCCCAUAAAAGACCUUUAGACAGAUAAUCUAUGUGCUAUGUGUGGUGGUUUUCUGCAUUUGACCCAUCCGUUUUUUGACUCACAUUUUCCAUUUAACACAGUAGUGUGUACAGUCAGAGGAGUGGGCUGCCACCUGUGCAGCGCCUGGGGAGCAGUUUGUUAGUUAGCUAAUUGUCAUUCAAUCACUUUAAGAACAUGAAGAAUAAAAUGUGUUGCCCGGGUCCAGCAGCAUACAUAAACACAGGAUAAUAACAGGAUAGGAUGAACUAACAUAAGAACUUAAAGUCUAUAAUAAGUAGGAAAGCUGUUAAAACCCACCAGGAUUAAUAACAACAUGUAGUACAAAAAGGCUGAAGGACAGAUUUUAUGUCAUGGAGCUCAUGGUCCUUGCAGCCUCUAGAAAAAGCUGCACUUGAGCCUAUUUCUAGUGUUGAGGAUAUGCAGCCUUCUGCCUGAGGGAACGAAGGUUGUAGUCCUACUCCUGCACAUGCACCUGAUGAUGUAAAUGCUCUUCAGUGAAAGGGGGCUGCUGUAAUUUCAGAGCACAUUUUACAUCUCAUUGCAGCACCUUCCUGUCAACUGCAACCGUACUGUUUACCUACUUGGUGCCAGAGCACAUUGAAAACUAUUAUUAAUUGAGUCGCACUUCAUGUUAUUCAGUACAUGAAUAUUUAUGUUGCUAGGUUUGCCAUUUCUUAUGUUUUAAGACAGAUGACAAGUGACUUAAAUAAUGAAUAAAUCAUUUGUCAAUAUGUACAGUAUAUACUUUACUGGACCAACUCAUUAAGACAGAAAUGCACUUUUUAAUGCAGUCUCAUCAUCACAUUGUAUCAUCAUUACAUUAAUAAAAAAAGCAGAAUGAAUUAAUAAA